AUGUCGCCGGUUCCUUCACAUCCCGGUGCCCUGAGGCUAGCUAUAACCCUAUCGUCCAGCCUCGUUGAACCUGGACCGGCACCCAGUGGCGCAUCCGACAUGGCCGCUAACGCAGCCAUGGUCCACUCCCCGUUGACGCCCCCAGCGGAGGCUGACGGUUUCACGUUCCCGCCCGACAACACGUUCCACAUCGAGCGGACAGCCGCUCCCCCAUCUAUGACUCACCCGCACGACGACGUCGUUAGGAACGAGACGUCCGUGCUGCACUCUACGCUUCGUUUGCUGCACGCCGACGAGCUCGUGCGCCUAGCGAAUCUGCACGUGCAUCGCGCAGAGGAGCCAUACUGGCAUCUUUGCAUCGCGAACUUGAAACGCUACAUCUUGUUCCUGUUCUCAACCUGGGGUGAUGUGCUCAAGGGCAUCGGCGCCGGCAAUCUUGGUGUGUUGGAUGUUGCGGCGGUGGUGACGAUCGCGAGCCUCGCAAGCCUCAUCAUGCUGGCCCUCCUCCCCAUGUGUCUGUUCAUCAAGUUUCCGCUCGUCAACUGGGCGUAUGAGACUUGGGGCAAUAUGCGAGGGGAGCACCUCAGCCUCGUUAACGCCCUCGGACAUAUGUUCAAAGAGCUCACUCCGGAGCAAGCAGACGCUGCCAAAGCGGCUCUCAACACCCCCCUUGCCGCCCGUCCAUCUCACACCGUAGAAUUCAACGUUGACAUAGCAAAGAUGCUGUUGCAGUUGGCCAGUCUGAUGUACGAACGCGGCACCUCUCAAACCCUGUCUGCCAUCCGCUCGACCGUCUCGCAAUCCCGGCACCCCUCCCUCGCCGUGCCCAUCAAUGGACACCAUCGGUCGCGCGCUUCUACCGUCUCGCCCUCCGCCAACCAAUCCGAACCCGUCCUUGACUUCGAACCGGGCGAGUUGCUCUCCUCCCUCGUCGGGCCCAAUGCGACGCGGACCAUCUCCCGCCUCCUCCGGGGUGGUGAUACGGGAGGAAAAGAUGCGGCGAUCGCAGAUUGGAUCAAGCGAUUCGGGAUAGAGUACGCGCCUGUGAGCGAGCUAGACGGGGAGAGCUCGGCAUACGCGGCGUUGUUCUGGGAGAAGGGCGGGAGGUGGAUCGUGGUGGCGUUCAAGGGCACAAGUCCUGCGGAGUAUGAUGAGUGGGUAUGGGACUUCACCUAUCGCUUCCGCUUCGGUGGUCACGUUAUCAGAGAUUUUGGGAAUGUGCAUGAGGGCUUCCUCGAUAGAUUAUUCCCUCGUUCGCGCCACCAGCCGCACAACCAUGAUCCUCCUGCUCCGCAAGAUCGUCGGCCGUACGACACCAUUGCAGCCGGCAUCAAGCUGGUGGCGGCGCAACUCCGCAACGCGCAAGCGGACCCGGACGCGGAGAUCAAUAUCUACUUCACAGGCCAUUCUCUCGGGUGCGGUGUCGCCAGUAUGGCGUACUCGCGCGCCUUGACGCACGAAGACGACGAUUUCGGGCCCGGGAUCAGAAUCAGGGAUGCGUACCUUUUUGCUGCUCCCGUGUCCUGCGAUCCGUCGAGUGUGAAAGCUUUCGACCAAACCAUAAAAAAGAAUCCCGACCUGCCGCGUAUGCUGUGGAGGGUUACAAACGGGAACGACGCCGUGUGCACGCUCCUACCCGACUUUGGCGACGACCCCCGAGUUGCGUCGCGCUUCCCUCCCAACUCCCCGAUGAACUUUGCCCAUCUUGGCGCCGAACUGCGUAUGCGCACCAAGCCGCUCCGAACGCGCAUCGACGGCUCGCUCGUCCCCCGCGGCACGGUCGUCAGUGUGCAGUCCGCGCUGCCCGCCAACCUCAUCGGUACCGUCACGGACGGGGUCGGGCUAAGCAGGCUGCAGCGCGCGUUGCAGAAGCUGCCGGCGGUGGGCAGGCUGGUUGAGCACGGCACAGCGUUUUACUGGGACCAGCUGAUGAGGAUCGGGGUGGGCGAAGCGGAGUGGGCGAUGUAAGAAAUCUUGCAAUGGUUAAUGGAUGUCACGAAGAGCAAAUGUGGACACUGC
Messenger RNA from Punctularia strigosozonata HHB-11173 SS5, 2019 nucleotides. Its product is annotated as alpha/beta-hydrolase. NCBI's taxonomy places the organism in Eukaryota, Fungi, Basidiomycota, Agaricomycetes, Corticiales, Punctulariaceae. Bases 1 to 1968 code for a protein of 655 amino acids. The transcript has 15 exons. The record is from RefSeq and is a predicted model, not a curated record. Gene Ontology annotation, biological process: lipid metabolic process.